Messenger RNA from Culex quinquefasciatus (southern house mosquito), 1304 nucleotides. Its product is annotated as beta-1,3-glucan-binding protein. The transcript has 3 exons. The record is from RefSeq and is a predicted model, not a curated record. Gene Ontology annotation, molecular function: hydrolase activity, hydrolyzing O-glycosyl compounds. The coding region runs from base 87 to 1268 and encodes 393 amino acids. Gene Ontology annotation, biological process: carbohydrate metabolic process. NCBI's taxonomy places the organism in Eukaryota, Metazoa, Arthropoda, Insecta, Diptera, Culicidae.
AGCGGAGAGCUUAGUGCAGUCCGGAUCUUCAGCCGGAGUACCUCGCGUGUGUGUUUAUAAUCAACUCGUCACGUAAAACCGGCGAUAUGAUCGUGUGGCUAUCAGUGCUGGCGUUGACCUUCACGGUCACGGUCGGCGCCGGCAACGGACCGGAUUCGGUGACGCUGGUGCGCGAUCGCAAGCCGUGCGUCAAAUCUCCGACGACCGCCAGCGGGAGUGCGAUCCAGCGCGGGCGAAAGUUCUGCAGCGGCGAGCUGAUCUUCGAGGACAACUUUGACUUGCUGGACUUUGAGGUCUGGGAGCACGAGAAUACGCUGGCCGGCGGUGGGAACUGGGAAUUCCAGUGGUACACCAACAAUCGAUCCAACUCGUUCGUCGAGGAUGGCGUCUUGUAUCUGCGGCCAACGUUGACGGCCCACGAGUACGGCCACGGGUUCUUGACCUCCGGUACGGUCGAUCUACAGGGCAAUCGACCGGUUGAGCAAUGUACGAAUGCUGCGUUCUACGGAUGUACCCGUACGGGAACGGAGACUCACGUGCUGAAUCCGGUGAAAAGUGCCCGCCUUCGGACGCUUCCCUCGUUCAACUUCAAGUACGGUCGGGCUGAGGUCCGUGCUAAGUUACCCUCGGGAGACUGGCUUUGGCCUGCAAUCUGGUUGCUACCGAAGCGUAAUGCGUACGGAACGUGGCCGGCGUCCGGUGAGAUGGAUUUGAUGGAGUCCCGCGGUAACGAGCAGCUGACUGUUGAUGGAGUGCAGAUAGGAACUCGCCAAGUCGGACAGACGCUCCACUUUGGACCGAAUCCUUCGCACAACGGUUGGAACACGGCUACGCUAACCAAGAACGCCCUUCCCGGAAAGGAGUACAGCAAGGAAUUCAACACGUUCGGUUUCACGUGGAGUCCGGAGAACAUUACCGUCAGCAUCAACGGGGAACAGCUGUCGGUUAUGGAAGCAGGAGAUGGAUUCUGGAAGCGGGCAGGUUUCGACAAGCUGAACAUGGAGAAUCCCUGGCGUUACGGAACAAAAAUGGCGCCGUUUGAUCAGGAGUUCCACUUCAUCUUGAAUUUGGCCGUUGGGGGAGUGAACGGGUAUUUCCCGGACAAUGGACAGAACCCGGGAGGGAAACCGUGGAAGAAUAGCUCACCGCAGGCGGCGACGGACUUUUGGAACGGACGGGACAACUGGCUUCCCACGUGGAACUUGGAUAAGAACGAUGGGAAGGACGCCGCACUGCAGGUGGAUUAUGUAAAAGUUUGGGCUUUGUAACUGUGACUGAUUUAAUAAAUUUCCAUUGACGAUCAA